AGUGCGCAUGCGCAUGCGCGGCCGGGGAGGGGGGCGGGGCCGGGGCCGGGCCGAGCCGGACCGGGGCGACGCGGCCGGAUCCGACGCGAACCGGAGCGAAGCGGAGCGCGCGCUGCCGGCGCCGCCAUGUCGCAGCGGGGCGCCGCGGGCCCGGGGCCCGCCGCCAUCCAGGUGUCCAGGAUCAUGCGGCCGGACGACGCGAACCUGGCGGGGAACGUGCACGGCGGCACCGUGCUGAAGAUGAUCGAGGAGGCCGGCGCCAUCAUCAGCACCCGGCACUGCAACUCCGGCGCCGGGGAGCCCUGCGUGGCCGCCCUGGCUCGGGUGGAGCGUACGGACUUCCUCUCCCCCGUGUGCAUCGGCGAGGUGGCUCACGUCAGCGCGGAGAUCACCUACACCUCCAAGCACUCUGUGGAAGUGCAGGUCAACGUGCUGUCCGAAAACAUUUUAACGGGGGCUAAGAAGGUGACGAACAAAGCAACCCUGUGGUACGUGCCCCUGUCUCUAAAGAACGUGAACAAAGUUGUUGAAGUUCCUCCUAUUCAGUACGCGCGAAAAGAGCAGGAAGACGAAGGAAGGAAACGUUACGAAGAGCAAAAACUGGAUCGACUGGAAACUAAACAAAGAAACGGGGAUGUGAUCUUCCCUGUGAUCAACCCAGAUAGACAGACUAAAGAGCCACAUACUGUGGGCUACAGCCAGUCCAGCCUGAUUCACUUGCUGGGACCAUCGGACUGCACUUUGCUUGGCUUCGUACAUGGUGGUGUCACCAUGAAACUCAUGGACGAGGUCGCGGGGAUUGUCGCCGCCCGCCACUGCAAGACCAACAUCGUCACGGCCUCUGUGGAUGCCAUCAACUUCCACGAGAAGAUCAAAAAAGGUAGCGUUAUUACUAUUUCUGGACGCAUGACCUUCACAAGCAAUAAAUCCAUGGAAAUUGAGGUCUUUGUGGAUGCCGAUCCUUUUGUGGAUGAGCCUCAAGAAAGAUAUCGUGCUGUCAGUGCUUUUUUUACUUACGUGUCCCUGAGCAAGGAGGGGAAACCUCUGCCGGUGCCACAGCUGCUGACAGAAACCGAGGACGAGAAGAGGCGCUUUGAGGAAGGGAAGGGGAGAUACCUUCAAACAAAAGCCAAAAGGCAGGCGCAGAUGCAGCAGGCCGCCCAGCAGUGAUCUCCCGUCCGGACCGAGCUGCUCGCGGGGCGCCGCCGGGCAUCGCGUGCCGCUACAAGCGGUCACUUGGCCAAACUUCGGAAUUCCCAUUAGUGUUGUGUGAAGCGUGCGCGGGGCCUCGGGCGCUCCCUUCGUGCUGCCGCUGUCCCGCAAAGCAAGCUUUGAAAUGAAGCUCGCGUUUCGGACGUGAGCGGACGUGGAAAGCUGCACGCGCGUUCCUCUGCCGUCGGCAGUGCCGUGAGCGGCCGCCGCUGCUCGAAGCCGCCGGGCUGCGCGCAGCUUCUGAGUUCUGUCACUGCUGUUCAGCUUAUCAACUACACAAGGUCCAAUGUCCUAACCUGAGCCCUCGGAAGACCCGCAGGUGCUGCCUGGCGCUUCAGAAGUAUUCUCGUGGUGUUUGUUUGUCUCUCAAACCCCUAGCCCCGUUUUUGUCAUUUCAUUCCAAAGUACGGCCCUCGUCCGCGCCGCCGCGAUGCAGAGAGCAGGCGGCAGCACCGGGGACGCGCAAGGCCUCGAGUCUCUGUAACGCUGUGUUGAACUUACAGUAUGUCCUAAAAAUGUACACCAAAGCUUAUUUAUGAUACUCUGCAGUAUAAAAGCAACUGAGUAUUGUACUGAAUGUCUCAGACCAUUCCAUUGAAAUCUGUGUGGUAUCUCUGUGCACAUCUAAGUUAUUUAAGGAAUACUGUGACAUGAAUAAAGUCUGUCAGUCUCGGACUGAAAUGAAA
Dromaius novaehollandiae (emu) is the source of this 1898-nucleotide messenger RNA. RefSeq names its product acyl-CoA thioesterase 7 (gene ACOT7). The record is from RefSeq and is a predicted model, not a curated record. NCBI's taxonomy places the organism in Eukaryota, Metazoa, Chordata, Aves, Casuariiformes, Dromaiidae. The transcript has 10 exons. Gene Ontology annotation, biological process: acyl-CoA metabolic process; palmitic acid biosynthetic process. Bases 127 to 1170 code for a protein of 347 amino acids. Gene Ontology annotation, cellular component: extracellular exosome; nucleoplasm; cytosol.